ACAUCUUGGUUUACUCAGAAACAGUGCCAUCAUGAAAUUCCUCAGCGCUGUGACUGGUGUGAUAGCUCUUCUUCAAGGCGCUGAUGCAGCGACUUGGAAGGAUUACAAGCCGCAGAGUCGCACGCCGAGCUCAUGUCCUGAUUAUGUCGACUAUUCCCAAAAACCGCAUGAGCCGCUGUCUUCUGGCAAGUUGAAGCUACCUUUUAUGAGACCGAGUGAAAAAUGCAGGACUUUCAAGAGCCCUGCCGUUGAGAAAGUCAUCAGCGACAUCAAAAAGCGCGUCAAGAACCCCGAUCUGGCGCGCCUUUUCGAGAAUACCUUUCCAUCGACGCUCGACACGACGGUCAAGUAUUUUGAUGCGAAGAAGAAUCUGGCAUUUAUCGUUACUGGUGAUAUCACCGCACAAUGGCUUCGCGACACGGGCAACCAAUUUGCCCAUUUGUACAAGCUUCUGCCCCAAGACAAGAACCUGAAGGCUCUCGUCAAGGCUAUCAUUAACACUGAGGCGAGAUACAUUUCUGAGUAUCCUUAUUGUGGUGCUUUCCAACCUCCGCCUGAGAGUGGAUUAAGCCCUUCAGUCAAUGACUACGCUACACUUGUUUCUGUCAAUCCACCUGUCGAUAACCAGACAGUCUUUGAGUGCAAGUACGAACUUGAUUCUCUCGCUGGUUUCCUCAAGAUCGCUCGAUCGUAUUACGCCAACACCAAGGACUCAUCAUUCAUCAACGACAACUUCAAAUCGGCCAUGAAGCAAAUCCUUCGAGUCAUUGACGAACAAUCUCAAAGCACCUGGGCCGAAGACUGGUCAUACGUCAGCUACUACAACUGGACUGGCCAGUCAGGCUCACUCUCACCACCAGUACCCAACAGCGGAAACGGCGAACCCAAGCUGGCUAACGGUCUCGUUGCAUGCAGUCAUCGUCCGUCGGAUGACUUGAGCGUUUUCAACUACAUCACCUCUGACAACGCCAUGAUGUCGGUUGAGCUCGAUAACGUUGCCGACGUGUUGGAUAAAGUAGGAGGACAGAAGAGCCUUUCUGGAACGCUGCGUGGUCACGCUAAAACGAUUCGACGAGCUGUCUGGAACCAUACCCUCACUUCGAAUGGUAUUUUCGCUUAUGAGACCAAUGGAUACGGCGGCCAGUACAUCAUGGACGAUGCAAACGUUCCAAGCCUUGUAUCACUCCCAUAUCUAGGGUUUCUCAAGCGCGACGAUCCGACAUAUAAGAAAACCAAGUCUACUCUCUUCUCACGAGCAAACCCAUACUACGCCGUUGGAAAGACAUUCAGUGGCAUUGGUGGGCCGCAUGCGAACGCUACUAACCCAUGGCCUAUGGCGCAUGUCUCAGCUAUCUAUGGAACGGAUGAUGACGAUGAGAUCACCGAGCGACUUAACAUGAUUUUGGAGAAUACAUCUGGUCUGGGAUUGAUUCAUGAGAGUGUUAAUAUUUACAACUCUUCUGUGUUUACACGACCGUGGUUUGCCUGGGCGAAUAGUUAUUUUGCGGAGAUGGUCCUUGACUUGGCAGAGAGAAAGCCUGGGCUGAUCUUUAAGGAUGACAAGCCGUAUGUCGUAUAGGAGGCACCGCCCAGAGAUAUAAUAGAUUGCUUCUUAAAUAACUCGAAGAAACAGCAGUUCUAUGAUAAAGUACCUCUCGUAGCUAUCGUGUUGUUCUACCUUCAACCUAGACACCCU
Messenger RNA from Fusarium redolens, 1696 nucleotides. Its product is annotated as Six-hairpin glycosidase-like protein. Lineage: Eukaryota; Fungi; Ascomycota; Sordariomycetes; Hypocreales; Nectriaceae. The transcript has 9 exons. Gene Ontology annotation, biological process: carbohydrate metabolic process. The coding region runs from base 32 to 1579 and encodes 515 amino acids. The record is from RefSeq and is a predicted model, not a curated record.